AAAAAAUCAUAGAGAUAGAGACUCUUGUGCUCUAACAUCUCAGAGACAGUAUUGUUUCCGUUAAAACGAGUCUACACACGAUCUGGAGAACGAUACAGUGUGUGAUUCACGAUGGCUGGUAUUUCAAACAGACCUUUAUCUCUAUCUUCUUUCUCUACCGGCUCAACUCCUUGUACCAGUCGCUCCACUGCUCCUCAUCCUUCCUUCUCCACCUGUAUAUUUUCUGAUGUUGCUGGAGACGUCACUGUUGUUGUAGAUGGAGAGUCUUUUCUACUCCACAAGUUUCCAUUAGUAGCUCGGUGUGGGAAGAUAAGAAAGAUGAUGAGAGAUCUCAAAGACACUUCUUCUACAAGUAUUGAGCUCAUACACUUCCCUGGUGGACCUCUAACUUUCGAACUCGUCAUGAAGUUCUGCUACGGCAUCAACUUAGAGAUCACUCCCUCCAACGUGGUCAACCUCCGCUGCGCAGCAGGUUACCUAGAGAUGACCGAAGACUACAAAGAAGACAAUCUCAUCGCUAGAACAGAGAGUUACCUCGACAAGGCAGCUUUCCGCAACUUAAAGAAAUCAGUUCAAGUGUUAACCUCAUGCGAGAGGCAAGAAAUGUCUGAAACGUUCAAGAUUCCUGACAGAUGCGUUGAGGCUAUCGCUAUGAACGCUUGCAGGGAGCAGUUAGUAUCAGAUUUAUCAGAGGAGGUCAAGAGGAGAGAUUGUCUCGAGUGGUGGAUUGAGCAACUCUCUUCUCUAGGUAUUGAUUACUACACAAGAGUUGUGUCUGUGAUGGCUAGAACAGGUGUACGGUCCGAGAGUAUCGUUGCUUCUCUGAUGCAUUACUCUCAGGAAACGUUAAAGGGUGUUGUUGAUCGAAACUCUCAUGAGCAGAGAGAGAUCGUUGAAGCUAUUGUAACUCUUUUGCCGAGUGACGAGAGAGGAACAAUCAACAUCCCUCUCAGUUUCCUUCUUGGGAUGUUAAAGAUUGGAAUCACGUUAGAUAUAGAGAUCUCUUACAAGCUUGAGCUUGAACGUAGAAUUGGUCAGCAGUUAGAGAGUGUGUCGCUUGAUGAUCUGCUUAUACCUUCUGUCGGAAACGAAGGUUCCAUGUACGAUGUGGAUACUGUUUAUAGGAUACUAUCAUGUUUUCUUGAGAGGGUUGAUGAAGAAGAUGAGGAUAGUGGUUAUGAUUCAGACUCCACUGGUCAUCACCAUGGUGAGUUGCUGAAAGUGGGAAGAAUCAUGGAUGCGUAUUUGGCUGAGAUAGCACCGGAUCCACACCUGAGUUUACACAAAUUCACAGCUUUUAUAGAGAGGUUACCUUAUUACGCACGGAUCAUGGAUGAUGGGAUCUACAGAGCUGUUGACGUGUAUCUCAAGGCUCAUCCGAUAAUGACAGAAGAAGAACGCAAGAGUCUAUGCAAAUUCAUAGACUGCAACAAACUAUCACAGGAAGCAAGCAACCACAUGGCACAAAACGACCGUCUUCCAGUGCAAAUGGUGGUUCGUGUUCUCUAUUCAGAACAGCUGCGACUGAAGAAAGCUUUGUCGGGAGACUCAGAGGAAAGUGUGUUGGACAUGUCUUCUGGAGUUCUAAACCGAGCGGUUUCACCAAGGGACAACUACGCAUCGCUGAGGAGAGAGAACAGAGAGUUGAAGCUGGAGAUAGCGAGGAUGAGAGUGAGAGUUAGCGAGUUAGAGAAGGAGCAAAUGUUGAUGAAACAGGGGAUGAUGGAGAGGUCUGGUAAUAAUGGUGGAACGUUCUUGACGUCGUUGUCUAAAGGGAUUGGGAAGAUUGGGAUAUUUGGUGGAGAAAACCGGCAGAAGGUUAACCGGAAAGCCAGGUCAGUGUCGGAGAGAAAACCAAGUCGAAAGGGGUAGUAGAGAUGAUGAUGGUGAUGGUGAUAACAAGUGACAAGUCGUUGAGUAGUGUGAAACAUCAAGGUUGCUAUCUAAGAGAGACAAGAGUCACAUGUAGAGGGUCGUAUAAUGGACCGAUAAAGUGUGACGUAGGCCUAUGAUAGGGCAAAUGAGGUAUCGUUUUAGCCUAUAGAAAACAAGGAAAACAUGGGGUGCCUUAUAAUUUUUGGGUUGGGUCCAGGCCGUCUCUAUUCUGUUAUAAAAAGGUACUAGAGAUAGUUUUUCCACUGGCUAUCUCAUAUAUUCAU
Molecule: messenger RNA, 2159 nt
Organism: Eruca vesicaria subsp. sativa (arugula)
Lineage: Eukaryota; Viridiplantae; Streptophyta; Magnoliopsida; Brassicales; Brassicaceae
Source: the annotation of a GenBank genome assembly